GUGACACACCGACAGUGUGGGAAGGUUAUUUCAAAACAAACAUCGUGCGAAGCACGAACGUGUGUGUAGUCAUUUCCCAUAUUGUCUCUGAUGCAGAGCCGGAACGUAUGAUUGGUAUAAACUUUCUCUGCUAUGCUACACUGAAUACAGUGAUUGUAUAUUUCGGCUGUUAUUUAACUUCGUAUUUAGUCUUUUAAUUUUCACGGAUUUUACUGAACUUGUAGGCCAUAACGUAAGGCCACUCCAACUACCAACGCUGUCAGUGUCGGAUCGACACCUAAUCUCGAGAGCGGAAGGGCGCUCAGAAGUGGCCUGGCGACUUCAACUUGAACCGAAAUUCUGUAAGUUGAUGGGCUCUUACGUUAUGGAAACGUCAGCCUCACAGCACCAUACUUUAGGUCCCGAUGAAAACUGUAUCAAAUUGAUGGCGGUGGAGGCGGAGGCUGCGUUGCAAGACAUCCGUUUUGCAGUGGACUCAGUGGCUGUUUCUACCAAACUACCCUCUCGCCAGGAUAUAGUUUACAUGAAUAUAAAGACCAAAGAAGCAGAGCAACUCUGUGUUGAGCUUUCAGUGUCAGGUUAUAGAAUUGUUGGGGACCAUUAUGACUGUAUUAGCAAAACACCACUUACUCAAUACUAUGAAACAAUUUAUGCUCUAUUAGACAACCGAAGUCCUGGUUAUAGGCUUUCAUUUGGAGAAGCUUUAGUGGGAAAAUUACAGGAUCUGCAGCAAGAUAGGUGUUCUGAACCCCAGUCACAGACAGAAAGUUGAUGAUCUGUCAUAGCAUGCAUUUCACCAUAGAAAGAUUUUCAGCAAGAUAGGUGUACUGAACCCCAGUCACAGACAGAAAGUUGAUGAUCUGCCUUAGCAUGCAUUUCACCAUAGAAAGAUUUUCAGCAAGAUAGGUGUACUGAACCCCAGUCAUAGACAGAAAGCUGAUGACCUGCCCCAGCAUGCAUUUCUAUGAAUCUUGGGCAGCAUAGGUGUACUGAACCUUGCUUACGAAAAGCUGUAAUCUAGACGAGACUUUUUUUAUACCUUGUUUAGGGAACCCGUCAAAUACAAAUAUUGAUGAUUUCUAAUAAAAAUAAAAUUUUAUUUUUGGCCAGUUAGCGAACCAGCCGCCACGAAAAAGUGGAAAU
Anneissia japonica is the source of this 1143-nucleotide messenger RNA. Its product is annotated as GSK3-beta interaction protein-like. The coding region runs from base 350 to 772 and encodes 140 amino acids. The record is from RefSeq and is a predicted model, not a curated record. Gene Ontology annotation, molecular function: protein kinase A binding; kinase regulator activity. The transcript is spliced from 2 exons. Gene Ontology annotation, biological process: regulation of canonical Wnt signaling pathway. Gene Ontology annotation, cellular component: cytoplasm. Lineage: Eukaryota; Metazoa; Echinodermata; Crinoidea; Comatulida; Comatulidae.